This is a messenger RNA of Closterium sp. Naga37s-1, 4146 nucleotides long. NCBI's taxonomy places the organism in Eukaryota, Viridiplantae, Streptophyta, Zygnematophyceae, Desmidiales, Closteriaceae. The record is from the annotation of a GenBank genome assembly.
AUGGACGUUUGUGACUAUAUCGAGUUCGGUCUCCCCGGAUCCGUGCUGUACCGGGGCUUUCUCCUGUCGGACCCUCCCGCUUCCGCUACCUCCACCGCACCUGGUGUUGUUACCGCGUCCAACAAGUCGCAGUCUUCGCCUUCACCUUCGCCUUAUUCGAUUAUUCAGUCUGGGCAAGAUCAAGAGGACACCACGAUCAUCCACCCGAUCUCCACGUGGUAUGACGUUCCGAUUCGCCCUGCUAACUCAGGUUUGUCGCACGGCGGCGGCGGCCUGGAUGGGCUUAUGGCGGGCGACUGCGUUUCCAUGGUGUGCUGCACGCCGCGUAACUCGUGGGUGCAAAUCGGGGCGGCUUGCAACGAGGUGUGUCACCCUCUGCGCGUUCGCCAGGUGGACGGUUUGCCCUCUCAUUACAGUCACAAUCUCGAUUGGAACCUCGGGAUCAUCCCGCAGACGUGCUCGUGCCGCCAAGGCGACAACGGAGUUCCCCAGUCUGGAUCUGGCGACAAGGCAUGCGACGCGGCGACAUGCGCGACCAUGUGCGACAAUGCAUGCGAGAGGGGGAGCGACCAACACGCGCCGUUGGAGGUGAUCGAAAUCGGAAGCGGGGAGGCUCGAGUGGGGCAGGUGUAUCUGGUGAAGCCGCUGCUCGCUUUCCUCGUCGUCAGCCCCGAUCUCAAGUCGUCCUGGAAGAUCGUGGCCGUCGAUUCUUCGGAUCCGAUGGCUGAGACGUUGCUGGAUUCGCGAAGUGGUUACCCGACCCUUUACUACCCCACCCCCCCACCCCACAACCCUCGUCCAGUCGAUCUGCCCAGCACCAUCGCGGGUCGUGAGAAGCCAGUGCCCUUGCAUCGCACCUAUUAUCCUCCCCUCGCCCUCAUCCCGCCCUCGUCCCUCCCCACCCCUCCCCACCCCUUCUCACUUCUUCCCCCCUCCCUUCCAGUCGAUCCGCCCAGCACCAUCGCGGGUCGUGAGAAGCCAGCGCCCUUGCAUCGCACCAUCGCCGCCAUCAGCGCCGCCCAUGCCGCCUGGACGCACUGCCGCCGCUACAGCAGCAGCAGCGCCAGCAGCACCAACACUACGAGCAGCAGCAUUCCCAGGGACGGAGUUUCACUAAAGGAUCUGAGGCAGCUCGCAGAGCAAACGGCCUCUGCUGCUCUCACCAACGCCAUCUCUGAAUUCGCCCGCGUGCCCUUCGCCCAACCUGCCUCCUUGCCUGUCGCCACUGCAGAUGGUGCUUCUGUUGCCGAACCUGUGGGCCAGCAGGUUCGGAAGCAACGCCUGUUCCGAAGGUCAGGCUCGGAGCCAGGCUGGUGUGGCAUGCGGAAGAAGGAGAUUUCAUUUAGAAUUGACGAGCGAGCGGAUGAUUCAAGUGAGACUGAUGGUGGGGGUGGGGAUUGGGGGAGAGGAGACGAAGAAGGAUGGCAAGUGUAUGAUGAUGUGGAACAACAGCAGAAGCAGCAGCAGGCGCAGAAGCAGGGAGGGUUGGCGCGUAUGAAAGUGCGGUGGCAGCAGCAGUGGCAACAGCAGCAGCAGCAGCAGCAGCAGCAGCAACAGCAGCAGCAGCAGAAGCAGCAGCAGCAGCAGAAGCAGCAGCAGCAGCAGCAGCAGCAGCAGCAGCAGCAGCAGCAGCAGCAGCAGCAGCAGCAGCAGCAGCAGCAGCAGCAGCAGCAGCAGCAGCAGCAGCAGGAGAAGCAUCCGCAGCAGAAGGGGAAGCAGCAACAGCAGGAGGGGAAGCAGCAGCAGCAGGAGCAGCUGGAGGAGCAGGGGAAACAGACACAGCAGCAGGUGAAGCUGCAGCAGGAGGGCAGGAAGUUGACGAGGCACUGGCGAUCCUCCUCGUCUUGUGCUCUUGAGAUCCCUACAGGAAUGCUGCUAGACUCUCCCUCACCCUUGCAUCGUUCCUCCUCUUCCCUCCUCCGCCAACCCCGCACCUUGACCCGCUCCACCUCUGCUUUCCUGCGCCAACCCCUCACGCCCUCCCCCUUGCCGCGUCCCCCUUUGCCGCCUCUCACCCCUCGCCCCCCCCCGCAUGCCUUCUCUGCCACCUCCUCCUCCUCCUCCUCCCACAGGCAAGCGGCCUCAAGAUCUGUGUUUUGCCACCUUGUUGAAUCUGAUCAAGUGGUGGAUCAAGGGGUGGGUGAAGCGCCCAAGGCGGGUCAAGUAGACAUUCAGAGAAGCAGACACGGCCGAUCACGCAGCAGCAUCAGCUUCAGCUUCAGUGGGACCAACAGCAACGUUGGGUGUUGUGGUAGUGAGACUCCCAAUGCAAUCCGCAGCAGCAGUAGCAGCAGCAGCAGCAGCAGCAGCGUCAGCAUCACCAACAACAGCUGGCAGUUGGGUCGAUCGGCUUCUCUUCACGUCCUCAUCCCGCCUCCUCUCAUGGACGCCCCAUCCUCAACCCCUCCCCAGGCAAUUCCUUCCUCUUCUCCCAAUUCCGCCUACCCUCCCUUGAAACCUCCUCCUGGUAUGGCCUCUCCGUCGCUCUCUUCCCUACCCUCUCCCGUACCCUCUCCCAUGCCCACUGAUAGAGGAGGGAUGUACGACUUUCGGCGGUCAAUCUCCGCUCAGACCGAACGGGAGUCCCAAAAACCACCUGCCAGGGCUGGGAGGCUGGAAAGGUCUGGCAAGUCAGGGGGGCUGGGCGCAGAUCUGCUGUCUGACACACCGAAAGAGCGUGCCGGUCUGCCCAAGACGCCGAGGGCAGGAACCGAUCUUCCUGGAACCUCCAAGGGACGCAGCGGGCUGCCGAAAACGCCGAGAACGUCGAGAACGGCGGAAGGGGAUAGCGCCUUUCGUAAGUCGCCAACAGCAAGGAGCGAGCAGCCCAAGACCCCUGAAGCAGGCAAUGAGGUGCCCAAAACCCUUCCCAGAGCACGAACUGAGCUGGGGCUGAUGGCCCCAAGGGGGCAAAGGGAGCUGUUCAAGACCGCCAAAGCUGCCGUUGGUGCUGGUGGUGGUAGUGGUGCUGUUGGUGGCACUGCUGGUGCUGCCGGUGCUGCUGGUGGCGCUGCUGGUGCUGCUGCUGGUGCUAGUGGUGCUGUUACUGCUUCAAGUCCACGGGACGCAAUGGAUGAAGCUGCUGACGGCAGCAAUGCGUCAUCAACGCUGACAGCGGGUGGCGGCGGCGGUGGUGGUGGUGGUGGUGGUGGUGAGAGAAGCGGCAGGAAGAGCAGGAUGAUGAAGGCAGUGCUGAAGCUGUUUGGGAAGAGCCGGGGGAAAGGCCAGAGCCAGAGCCAGAGGCAGAGUGAGAGGCAGAGCCAGGGCGAGAACAAGAACAGCACGCAGGGAGCACCUGCAGAUGCUCCAGCUAGCCAGAUCACCCCUUCACUGAAUUCCCGUUCCCUUAAGGGGCUGGAUGUUGCUGGGUCUGCUUUUGGGGGCUCGUUUUGCUCUCUGGCUGCUGCCGCUGUUGUUGAUGCUGCUGGUGGUGCUGCUUCUGGUGCUGCUUCUGGUGCUGGUGCUGGUGCUGGUGCUGGUGCUGUUGUUGAUGCUGCUGGUGGUGCUGCUUCUGGUGCUGGUGCUGGUGCUGGUGCUGGUGCUGGUGCUGGUGCUGGUGCUGGUGCUGCUUCUGGUGCUGGUGCUGGUGCUGGUGCUGGUGCUGGUGCUGGUGCUGGUGCUGCUUCUGGUGCUGGUGAUGAUGCUGAAUCUGUUGGUGACCUUGACGCUGAUGCAGGAGAGACACUCUUCGACCUCCCAUACUCAUCCAAUGGUCACCACCAUGACGAGUUUUACGCUGACUUCACGAUGCCUCUUUCCGAAAGCCCCACAUCUCUUUACGGCAACACUAACAGCAGCACGGACGUGUUGACUCGCUUCAAGCGUGCUCUCUCUGACAAGACCGAGCGACCCCUGCCUCUUUUUGAGGACGUUCUUUAUCCGGGCAGCAGUCCACGCCUUCCUGACAGCAGCACUGAUGUGUUGGCCCGCUUCAAACGCGCUCUCUCUGACAACACUGAGCGGCCCCGGCACGACUCCCCACAGCACAGCCCAUACGCUGCUGCUGCGGCAUCGUCCUAUGCAGCCUCCUCUCAGCAUUCAACGCACACUGCCUCUCCACCUCCAAACUCAGAUGUGUAUGGUAUCCCCGUGCACACUACUCCCGUGUACCUAUGGUACAGGAGCUGCCGGGUCUGGUGGUGUUGA